AUGGUCGCCAUACCUACUCUCUCUCUCCUGUUGGUCCUGGCAGAGUGGGCAGGUCUGGUGGACGCCUCCCCCCACCUCCUGCUCCGGCCCAGCCCGCGGGAGCGUGAUGCAGGGGCCAUGAUGAACUUCAACAUCGCUGUGAUCCACGCCGGUGCUACGGUGCAGGCAGAGGCGGCGGUGGCGGGGCCUGGGGGAAGGGUGCUCUACCCCGGUUUCGGCCGGGUAUACGGCUCCCUGGGGGAGAGCGUGGUCACCCAGUGGGGCUCUGCUAACGUCAUCUGGCUACAGGUGAAUGACAGUAGUCCUAAGACAGUGCUGUCCCAGCUGUGUGAGCUGCUGGCGGCGCGGCCCCUGCAAGGUCUGGUUUAUGAAGAGGAGAGGCCACCUCGCACGGCCUGGGGUCCUUUGGCCCCCAUGCUGGAGUUUGUCUCUGCGCAAACAGGACUGCCCAUAGUGGCUGUAGGAGGGGGAGCGGGGCUGGGGAGGAUGCCACAGGAAUCAGGUUCCAUCUUUCUCCAGUUCAGCUCCUCUACUGCCCUCCAAUUAGAGGUCAUCUUUGAGGUGCUGGAGGAGUAUGACUGGACAGCCUUUUCCGUGGUGUCCACACGUCACCAUGGCUACCAGGACUUCCUGUCUGUGGUGGAGGGCCUGACGGACGGCUCGUUCAUCGGCUGGGAGAAGAAGAGUGUGGUGAUCCUGAACGUGACCGAUGACCCUGGGGGGGCACGCACGCGCAGGCUGCUGAAGGAGAACGAGGCGCAGGUACGUUUGCUGUACUGCUCCCAGGAGGAGGCUGAGUUGGUCUUCCGAGCCGCCUGGGCCGCCGGUCAGGCCGGCGCUUCGCACAUGUGGUUUGCUGUAGGGCCAGCUCUCUCAGGUUUGGGCAUGGAGAACCUGCCCCGGGCUCUGUUUGCUGUGCGGCCCCAGGGCUGGAGGGACGAACCUCGCCGGAGGAUUGCUCGGGGUGUGUCUGUGCUGACUCACGGGGCAGUCGCAACGCGCAAAGAUUACGGGACCACGGGUGGGCCGAACUUUGUCACCAACUGCAUGACAGAUGCCAAUCAGACCCAGAGACUGCGGGGCAGAAUGAGAUAUUUCAGCAACAUCACGCUUGGUGGUCGAGACUACUCCUUCAAUAGUGAUGGCUACCUGGCCAACCCCUUCCUGGAUGUAAUUUCUUGGACACCUGGACGUGGAUGGGAAGAUGUAGGCUGGUGGGAGAACGGUGUGCUGAGGCUUCGGUACCCAGCCUGGUCCCGCUAUGGGCCUUUCCUCAAACCACCUGAUGAUGCCCAGCACCUGCGUGUUGUCACACUGGAGGAAAGGCCAUUUGUAAUCGUGGAGCUGGCAGACCCUGCAUCCGGGACCUGCAUCCGUGACUCAGUGCCCUGCAGACGACCCCUUAAUGCCAGUGCCAUCCACGAGGGUGUGGCUCCCAUGAAGCAGUGCUGCAAGGGCUUCUGCAUUGACAUCCUCAAGAGAUUAGCCAAGAUUGUCGGCUUCACCUAUGACCUUUACUUAGUGACCAAUGGGAAACAUGGGAAGAAAAUUGAUGGGGUUUGGAACGGCAUGAUUGGAGAGGUGGUGUACAAGCGAGCGGACAUGGCCAUUGGUUCACUGACUAUCAAUGAGGAGAGGUCAGAGGUCGUGGAUUUCUCAGUCCCGUUUGUGGAGACGGGCAUCAGUGUAAUGGUCUCCCGUAGCAACGGAACUGUAUCACCAUCUGCUUUCUUAGAGCCCUACAGUCCAGCGGUGUGGGUGAUGAUGUUCGUCAUGUGCCUGACCGUGGUGGCUGUGACCGUCUUCAUUUUUGAGUUCUUCAGCCCUGUGGGCUACAACCGCAGUCUCCAGACUGGCAAAAAGGCUGGAGGCUCUACUUUCACGAUAGGAAAGUCUGUCUGGCUUUUGUGGGCCAUUGUCUUCAACAACUCUGUGCCAGUGGAGAACCCCAGAGGAACCACCAGCAAGAUCAUGGUGCUGAUCUGGGCCUUCUUUGCUGUCAUCUUUCUGGCUUCCUACACUGCUAACCUGGCUGCCUUCAUGAUCCAGGAGGAGUACAUUGACACAGUGUCAGGCCUCUCGGACAAGAAGUUUCAGCAUCCCGAGGAGCAGUACCCACCUCUGAAGUUUGGCACAGUGCCCAACGGGAGCACAGAAAAAAACAUCCGCUCCAACUACCCAGACAUGCACCAGUACAUGGGAAAAUACAACCAGAGAGGAGUGGAGGAUGCCAUUCUGAACCUCAAGACUGGGAAACUGGAUGCUUUUAUUUAUGAUGCUGCAGUAUUGAACUAUAUGGCCAGGAAGGACGAAGGUUGUAAGGUGAUGACCAUAGGCUCGGGGAAGGUUUUUGCCACCACAGGCUACGGUAUCGCCCUGCACAAAAACUCACGUUGGAAACGUCCUCUUGACCUGGCCUUGCUGCAGCUGGUGGGAGAUGAUGAGAUUGAGAUGCUGGAGCGCCUCUGGCUGUCCGGUAUCUGCCAUAAUGACAAAAUUGAGGUGAUGAGCAGUAAACUGGAUAUUGACAACAUGGCCGGGGUCUUCUACAUGCUGCUGGUAGCUAUGGGCCUCAGUCUGCUGGUGUUUGCCUGGGAACACUUGGUCUACUGGAAGCUGCGCCACUGCAUGGCCACCAGUUCUGGGAAAUUAGACUUUCUCCUGGCAAUCAGCAGGGGCAUGUAUAGUUGCUGUAGUUUUGAGGAUGAAACAGCACCAGGUGGAGCUAAAGCUUUGCCUACUCAUCAUCAUACAGCAAUGGUUACUGUCCCGUCCCAGCCACAUGUUGUCUCAACAUCGAUGACCAGCCCAGCCAUUGCCAUGGCGCAACAGCAGCAGCCACCACAACAGCAGCAACCACAACCUGUGUACAAAACACCUCUACCGGGCUCUCCUCCCACUGUGGUGCAUUCUGGGACAGCAUUGGGUCCCUCCAACACCCCCAUUGCUGGUGCACCCCUCCCUUGCUCCACCUUCCUGCCCCGGCCAGACCGCAGACUGGCAGUGGUGGAUCGCUGGAGGCUGCCCAAAUCUGCUACAGCCACCAACCCAAUGGCUGUAAGGGGGGCCAUCACAGACAUGGGGCCCUUUGCUCAGAAAGUCCCACCAAACUGGGUUUCAACUGCUGGAGGGGGUGGGGGACUUGAUGGUUACAAGAGAUACUAUGGUCCCAUUGACCCUGAGGGACUGGGGCCCUGCAUGGAGCAGCAGGCAGGGUCCCAGACCCCCAAGACUAUGCCCAGGGGGGCCGUUAAACCUCUGGGCACUCCCAGACUGCCUCCUAAGAGUCAGGCCCCUCUGCCUCCUACACCCCCACUGCCACACCCCUCUCCCCCUCUCCCCUCAUCCUUCUGGAGGAAGCGCAGGCCCAAGAAGCCCAAAGAGCCUGGAGGGCCACUAUAUGAGAACAUUCUGCCCCUGGGGCGGAGGGGAGGCGCACGAGAUGGAGUGAGGGAGGGUGGAGGGAGGAGGGCACGCCCCCUCUCUCCCCCGCUCUCACUUCCUGUGCCAGUACCCCUCAGCCCCUCUUACACCCCUCCUUCUCCCUCUGCAUCCUUGCACUAUACGUCCUCGUCCUCUUCGUCGACCACCUCAUCUACAUCCACGUCUUCAUCUGCCUCAUCCUCUCGCUCCACCUCUCCCACCUACUCUUACAGCUCCUCCAGGAGCACACGAGACAGGACUGGAGGAAUAGAUGGAGAGGAUGAUGAUGAUGAUGAGGAGCUGACGGAAGAGUCCAGCCUCCUCCUUGGCAGGGGGAGGGAAAGGGAACGCUCAAUCAUCCGGCCUCGUUCCCUCAGCCACGGGCGCCUGCCCCCACCUAUACCCCCCAGGAAACCACGCACAUCCUGGUGUGACAGAGAAAGGGAGCGAGAGAGGGAGAGAGGGGGAAGCCAACUGUCUCAGCUCCAAGAGUGGUGGGCAAGCUGGAAUGAGCGAGAGAGGAGCGGAGCGGGUGGAGAUGCUGAGCGGCAAAAAAGGGAAAAGAAGAGAAGAAAAGAGAAGGAGAAAGAGAAGAAGAAAAAGAAAAAGAACAAAAAGAGGAAAAAGAGGGAAGAAAGGGAAAGAGAGAGAGAGAGAGAAAGAAAGCGACGAAAGGUGAAAAAGAAGAAGAAGAAAUAUCGGAGCACAUUUGGGGAGAAGAGUCGGGAUUCAUGGGAAGGAGAGCGGGAGAGGGGUAGAAGAGAAGCAGGAGAUGAGGGCAAUGAUAGGGAACAGGAGGACAGGAGCAGGGAGAGGCGUCCCAAAUCCUCACGCUCUCAUUCCAGACAUCAUACCCCCAAUAAGCGCUACCCAAACCUCAACAAACUCCCUGCAUCAGUCAAAUUUUGGGUGAAUGGAAGAGGAGACGAUUCUAAUACUCCUCCAACAUCCCUGCACCCGCUCCUUCCAUCCUCCAAGCGGAGAAGAAGUGGAGGGAUGGACAGAGAAGAUAGUGGGGAGUUUGGCCGUUUUGAAAGAUACUGGGAAGGGGGUGCAGGGGGUAGCAGCUCUGGAAUAGGCGGCAUAGGCGGAGGAGGGUGGUUCUUUGGCACCUACCCUUCCAGAGAGAAAGGGGGCAGCAUCAACAGUAGAGAUGACUCCUUACUAGGAACUCGAGCAGAGGGAUGGAUCGGUGCUGAUUUCUGGGGUUCAGGGCCAGGAGUAGGUUGGGGGUCAGGAGGAGGGAGUGGAGGGCUCGGCACACAGUGGCCACCACCACCCGCAGCCUUCCCUCCUCCUAGAAGAUACUGGUCGAUGGACAAGAUCCCUGUGAAGGGAGACAAAAAAUGGAAGAGUGGAGGAGGUAAGAGCAAGGGGCGAGCUAGGGACAGAGGGGAAGAAGCAGGACGGGCCACCAUGUGUUCCUGCAGCCUUUACCCCCAACCCCAUCCUUACCCACAUCCCCACAGCCGCUCUCACACCUCGCAUUCAAAGAGAGGAGCCACGGCGCUUUCACAUAGCCAGGAAGAGCUUCUCCCCCACUGCCACAGCUUCAGCGGGGGUUCUCGGCCCAAGCCUCUGCCCCCUAAACCAGAUCUUAGUCAGGCCAAAUCAGGCAGCCAAUCUAACCUCAGCCUCAGCACACAGCCCACAGACCAUCCACCGCAGCCCUCACCGUCACCACCCCAGCAGCCGUCCAUGUCUCCCACCGCUCUCCCGAUGCCCAUCCCGCCUCCGCCCUCUUCAUCCUCCGUCUCACCACCAGCAGGGGUCGGGAUGGCAGGCCAGGGCCAGGCUCAGGCUUCAGCCAGUGCCAAACUCCAGUAUCAGAGACUGCGCUCGGUGCCACAGCCACGGAGGUUCUACUCCCCCCACCUGCCACUCAAAGCCAAGAGCCUGUGCUCACGCCGAGGGUCGGCCCACUUCUCCAGCCUGGAGAGUGAGGUAUGA
Messenger RNA from Chelmon rostratus (copperband butterflyfish), 5373 nucleotides. It is a transcript of the gene grin2db, whose product is annotated as glutamate receptor ionotropic, NMDA 2D. NCBI's taxonomy places the organism in Eukaryota, Metazoa, Chordata, Actinopteri, Chaetodontiformes, Chaetodontidae. The transcript has 18 exons. Gene Ontology annotation, biological process: excitatory postsynaptic potential; long-term synaptic potentiation; synaptic transmission, glutamatergic. Gene Ontology annotation, molecular function: transmitter-gated monoatomic ion channel activity involved in regulation of postsynaptic membrane potential; NMDA glutamate receptor activity. The record is from RefSeq and is a predicted model, not a curated record. Gene Ontology annotation, cellular component: postsynaptic density membrane; postsynaptic membrane; plasma membrane. Bases 1 to 5373 code for a protein of 1790 amino acids.